AACCACUUGUACCUAAUUCUCUCCCCUCGGAAAAUCCCUUUCAUUUUCAGGCCACGUUACAAUCACACCACCGCCAACGGAGUUUCAAUUUGCGCCGCCGGCGAAGAAUGGUAUCGGACUCGGAGCUCGUCAACCGGCUACGGGAGUUCCUAAGCACGUCUGAUCUCAACACCACCACAACAGCUAGCGUACGCCGGCAGCUAGAGCAAGAUUUUGGAAUCGAUUUAAGGGAUAAAAAGGCGUUUAUUCGAGAACAAGUUGAUCUUUAUCUCGAAAGUCAAGAACAGAACGAAGAAGAUAAAGAAGGUAACGACGAGGAAGAACAAGUCGAAGUUGAAGAAACAGAAGAUGAAGAACCCAGCACUGGCAAGAAUGGCGGUAGCAGAAAAAAAGGGUCAAAAAAGGAGAACACAGAGGUUAAGAAAAAAGGAGGUGGAUUUACAAAGUUAUGUACUCUUUCUCCACAACUUCAAAAAUUUAUAGGAGUUCCUGAAUUAGCUCGAACAGAGGUUGUAAAACAAAUGUGGGGUUACAUUAGAGAACAUGAUUUGCAAGAUCCUGCAAAUAGAAAAAACAUACGAUGUGAUGAAGCAUUACGUGAGCUUUUUGAAGUGGAUACAAUUGACAUGUUUCAAAUGAAUAAAGCUCUUGCAAAGCAUAUAUGGCCUUUAAAUUCUGAUGGUGCUUCAGUCAGUUCAACACCGAAGGAAAAACCAAAAAAGAAAGAAAGAGAAGAAGAUACAGAGGAGCCAAAAAGAAAGGAGAAGAAGCAAAAGGGUAGUGGGGGUGGGGGUGGGGGUAAUUCUGGUAUUCUUGCUCCAAUUCCACUUUCAGAAGCUUUAGUCAAAUUUCUUGGAACAGGAGAAAACGCAUUGUCACGUUCCGAUGUUGUUAAAAGAAUUUGGGACUACAUUAAAAAAAAUAACCUUCAGGAUCCAUCGGACAAGAGAAGAAUCUUAUGUGAUGAGAAUUUGAAAGAGCUUUUUGAUGUUGACACUUUCAUUGGAUUUGGGGUUUCUAAACUUUUAGCUACUCAUUUCAUCAAGGGCGAGAGGUGAUUUGCUUUUACUUAUUAUUAGAUCAUGAAAUAUUUUUGGAAAUUUUGCUUGGAUUUUUCUUGUCUAAUUUAAUGUUGUUACACUAUGACAUGAAAUGUAUCUUGUUAACACUCUAGGACCAAAAAUGUCAAAAACC
Molecule: messenger RNA, 1194 nt
Organism: Lactuca virosa
Lineage: Eukaryota; Viridiplantae; Streptophyta; Magnoliopsida; Asterales; Asteraceae
Source: the annotation of a GenBank genome assembly